GGCUGCAUAAGGCGCAGUACAUACCCAUCACCUGCGAUUGGAGCGGGCUCUCAUGGAGCGCGGGGACUUCGCGUCCGUAGCGCAUACCGCCACAGUACUUAUGUAUGCCACUCUGGAUGCCAGAGGGGUGUCUGCAUAGCCAGCACAGAGUCUUCUCCUCAUCCACUGCCAACAGCCAUGACGUCUACCAAAGCCGACAUCAACGCCCUCUUCCCGCUGCCGUCCGCCGCGCCGCCGCAGGGCCCCGUCCGCCUCCCGGGCGUGACCCACGCGUCGAGCACCGCGCUGGUGCAGGCUCUAGAGGCCAACCACGUGAAGUGGCACGCGUUCUUCAACGACCGCGGCUUCCACAACCAUAUUUCGCACCACCUCGUGGCGAUCUACGCCAUGGGCGCGGGAGGUGCGCUGAUCGACGCCGCGUACCAGGCGCACGCCAGUUACAUGCUCCCCGCGUUCGAGUCCCCCGAACAGGUCGACGACAAGACGUUCUGGAAGCAUCUCGGGAAGCGGGAGUUCUACACCACGUACCUAGAGUAUUUCCGGAAGGCCCUGCGUGAGAAGGACAUCACUGAGGUUCUCGAGGAAUACCUCUUCUCGGCCAAGGCGAAUGUGGGCGGCGCCGGAAUCGAAGGGGAGCCGAAGAUGCUCGUCCGCUUCUUCUCAGCCCUUGUGCAUCCUCUCAUCCACACCGGAAACGGCCUGGAGUUCGGGCUCCUGGGAUUGGUCGCCGAAGGUCUCGCCCAAACGGCCGUCCACCCAUUCCACGGCGACGUCCUCGUACCGGGGUCCCUCUUCCAGAAGAACGCCAGUACAGACGCCGUUUCGCGCCUCACCGCUCUACUGCCCUCGCUCUCUCUCACGAAGCAGUCUCAGAAGAGUGGCUCCACCGAAGGGGCAAAGCCGGGCGUCCAUGCACUCACCAUUCUCGCUCGCGUGUUGGCAGACGACAAGUUCUCUGCCAAAAACCUCGGGAUACCCACGGAUAAUGAGAUUUCCGGCUUCGAACGCGCGACCGACCGUGUGGGCGAGGCUCUAGCGGUUCUCGCUGCCGAGUGGGUGGCGGACCUUGAGGGCGAGGGCGCGACUUCGGAGGCCAUCUCGAAGAAGAUCGAAGAGCUCGCCUGGGCGAGCUCUCUCAUAUACGGCGUGGGAGGUUGGGGCGCACGCCACAGGUCCCCCAGCAAGACGUUCAACGCGGAUUUCUUCUACAUGCACCUUGUUACCUCCUCGCUCUUCCUACCGUCCAUCGUCGCCUACCUCUCCCCUCGGUCCUCUGUGAUUCUCCUGCAGGCGUUCUUCGCCAACACUCUCGUUUGGUGGAUCUCCCAAGGACGCGCCACGCUCCCCAUCCGCGAAUUCUACGCGGGAACGUCCGCCACCCCGACGCCGCCAACUACAGGCGCAGGAACCGCGACUGCGGCGAAGGGGACCCUCACGCCAGACGACGCCGCGCCGAACGCGUGGCUGCCGAUUAUCCAGACGACGCUCACUCACCCGGACCAGCACAUCUCCAAGCUGCAGCGCGCGCUCCUGCACAAUGCGACCGAGUACGGGGCGCGCGAUGCCGGAUACCUGGCGGGCACUGGCCUCGAGGGCGCGGAAGCCAUUGAUGGGACUCUGUUCAUCCGCGUCGCAAGCCUCUCCGCUGACCGGCUCGGUUGGAUGAAGGAGGGUCAGGCGGAGGGUAGUUGGGACCGGGCAGGCUUUUACUGA
Messenger RNA from Trametes versicolor FP-101664 SS1, 1713 nucleotides. RefSeq lists its product as uncharacterized. The coding region runs from base 178 to 1713 and encodes 511 amino acids. The transcript has 5 exons. The record is from RefSeq and is a predicted model, not a curated record. Gene Ontology annotation, molecular function: oxidoreductase activity. NCBI's taxonomy places the organism in Eukaryota, Fungi, Basidiomycota, Agaricomycetes, Polyporales, Polyporaceae.